UUUUUUUUUAGAGGCCAUGACUGAUAAUAUCUUGACCAAACAUGCCCAACUCAAUGCAGGUGUCAUGCCAGCAUCUGCCGAAGAACUUGCACAAAAACAUCAAACUCUUUUUCAGGAAUAUUCUCGACUCAAGGCUCAGCAUACAGUACUCAAAAGGGCUGUCAAAAAGGAAAGAACUGAAAACGCCUCUUUACAAGGAGAUGCCAAGGAAAAGGAAAAGGAAUUACGAAAGUUACAAGGACAAUUAGAUCUUUUGGCAUUUCACAAUGAACGACUUUCAAAACGAAUAGAAGCUGUACAAGAACUUGAUACCAAAGGAUCACACUUUUCAUUAUUAGGUGGUGCCAUCAAGAAAGAACUAGAAAAAAGUACUCAGGCUUUAGAGGCUGCCAAUUUGGACCUUGCGAAGAAAAUCGAAGAAAACGAGGAACUACGAUCCGAAUUAUCCGACAUCCAUCAUAUUUAUACUGACAAUCUCAAUAGACUUUGCGCUCAAAUCGACAAUCUACAGAAACGAAUUGAAGAAUUACAAGAUGAACGCGCUUUAUUGCAGUCUGAAACAUCUAGUCAAUCAUCCUCGUUGGUUAAGGAAAGGGCAAACUUGGAAAGUGAAAUCGUACGCUUGCAAGAAGAAUUAUCAACGAAAACAAAGUUAUUGGAUGAGUAUCAACAACAAGAUAAUCAAGAAGACAAGAACUUGGAAUAUGAACAGACUAUUACAGACUUGAGGACACAGCUCGCAGAUCUCUCAUCAAGCACGAAUGAUCAAAUCGAAAAACUGGAAAUAAGAAUCAAAGAUUUGCAAGACACCAUAACACAACUUAAAUCUAGUCAAGCCGAUAAAGAAUCAGCAGCAGAACAACGCAUUAAACAAUUGGAACAUGAUAUCGAGGCAGCUGAAUCUACUGCCAAUCAGCUUAGAACACAACACACUGAUCAAUCGACGUCUACAGAACAACAAAUUCAGAAACUGGAGAACGAAAUAAAAGAUUUACAACAAGCGAAUUCUCUUUUGAAGCAAGCAAACACUGAUUUGGAAUUUCAAAAGAAUGCUCUUGUUAAGGAUAAUGCUACAUUACGGAUAGAUACUUCAGCUACAGUGGAGAAACUUACUGGAGAAGUGCAACAAAAGGAACAAGUUUUGAAUACGAUGGAAGAAAAAAUUGCCCAUUUGGAAACUCAAUUGGAAGAACAGCAACAACAAUUAUCGGAUCUUCGUGUACAAGUGGUGUCUUACGAAAAAUCUCUUGAAGAACAACAGCAAUUAAAAGAAAAAGCGAAUGAUCGUAUCAACCAACGACAAAGUGAUAUCCACAACAAUAUCGUUGAAGAAGAUGAGGAAGAAGAAGAAGAAGAAGAAGACGAUGAUCAACCAUUUGUUUACCCAGUACCAAAAGACAUAGGAGCAGCAGAAAAAGAUGGUACUCAAUCCAACAAUAAUGAUGAACGUUCUGUUGAUCCAACAAGCAACAUUAGCGACGAAUCCAAACAACAAGCGUCUCAGAUUGGCAUAUCUUCCAAUGAAGAUAACAAUGGUGACCGUGAUGACAACAAUGACAACAAUUAUGAUGAAUCAAAAGUAGCGGCUAUGAUCCAAGAACGGGAGGACAAGAUGAAGCAAUAUUAUGAAUCAAAGUUGAAUCAAUUAACUGAAAAGUUGCAAACUGCCGAUAGCAAAGCAUGUCGAUUUGCAAACCUUGUGGAAUCUUUGAAAGAUAAACUGACCAAACAAGAUGAAGAAAAACGAUCAUUACACAAUGAAAUCCAAAGAUUGAAAGAUGAAGUUAUCAAAGGAAAGGAAUCACUGUCUACUACCGAAUCCAAAUACCAAGAACAGCUGGACAUGCUUACCGAAUAUACCACCUCUCUACAGAUGGAAGUUGCCAAAGCACAAUCAACCCCUGUGUGAUAGAUCGAUUACUAUUUUAGUAUAUCAUUUUCUCUUCUUUUGUAUUUUUCAUAACAUCAUUGACCUUAUCUAUUUUAUUAUUGUUAUUAUUGGAGAAAUUAAUAAAUACAGUGUUUUCAAAGUUUUUUGUCGGGUCACAAGAAAAUGCUGAUGUUAUAAAAUAAAAAAUCGUACUUUC
This is a messenger RNA of Halteromyces radiatus, 2087 nucleotides long. RefSeq lists its product as uncharacterized. The record is from RefSeq and is a predicted model, not a curated record. NCBI's taxonomy places the organism in Eukaryota, Fungi, Mucoromycota, Mucoromycetes, Mucorales, Cunninghamellaceae. The transcript has 12 exons. The coding region runs from base 17 to 1909 and encodes 630 amino acids. Gene Ontology annotation, cellular component: early endosome; membrane.